CUAACUGUCACCAAUAGUAGUAGUGAAUGAAACUCGCCUCAAAAAGCCGGCUUGGAUUCGCCCGUGUAAACUCUUAGAAAGAGUUGAGAAAAGAGGUUACUGCUAACAUGGCGGGGCUGGUAGCUUUUAUUUCGGUCUUACUAUUUGGACUCUGUGCGGCUCAAAUCCAGUCCCCUAAUGUCGACACAUUACAUUGCUGUCCACAAUCCUGGACAAGAUUAGGAGCUCUAUUUCCGCUACCAAAGGACUGCGACGACAUCCGCCUGCAGGGAGGGGGAAUUAACGGUCCCUUUACCAUCUUUACCCAAGAUGUAAAUACUUGUGACCCUGUCCAAGUUUACUGUGAACAUGAGACCCAGGGUGGUGGUUGGACGGUAAUUCAGAGCCGCAAGUAUGGAAACGUCAACUUCUACCGAACUUGGGAAGAAUACAAGUUUGGGUUUGGAACACUACGAGGAGACUUCUGGCUAGGUCUUGAAAAUAUUUACAAGAUCACUCACCAAGGUCGCUAUGAACUCUGGGUAGAAAUGGAGGAUUUCAUGGGUGAACGUCGGGAGGCUUUUUACACUUUUUUCAGAGUUUCAAGUGAGGAGAGGAAUUACACAAUGAGUCUGGGGCGUUAUAUCGGUGGCAAUGCAGGUGAUGCAAUGUCAUUACACAGAGGCCAGCCUUUCUCGACCUUUGACCGUGACAACGAUGCAUGGACCGGGAAUUGCGCAGAGCAAUAUUCUGGAGCUUGGUGGUACCGAACAUGUCACCAUGCCAACCUUAAUGGUCUUUAUCUUAAAGGGCGUAACAAUCAGUAUGGCAAGGGUAUUAUCUGGGUUCAAUGGAGAGGUUUUAACUAUUCCCUCCGAUUUGCACAAAUGAAAAUACGACCAAUCUUCCUAAGAAACGGUUCCAAGCAAGCUACCAUGGCUACUAACAUGAUGGUCGCUGUUCUCCUCCUAUUUGCUCUGUUCAAUCUGGGAACGUGCCAUCAAAAUACAACGACACCAUAUUGGAGGACAUGGGAAUGCUGUCCGAGAGUAUGGGGACCUUUAGGUGCAAUGUUUCCACUACCACGUGACUGUGAAGACGUCCGGGACACUGGUGGUGGAGUAAAUGGUGUUUACACGAUCUAUCCAUGUUCUGUCAACGAGUGUAGGCCAACACGAGUGUAUUGUGAGCAACAACAGGAUGGAGGCGGAUGGACCGUAUUCCAAAGGCGCAUUGAUGGCGGCAUUAAGUUCUAUCGUGACUGGGAGGAAUAUCGCGAAGGAUUUGGAAUUGCAGGUGGAGAGCAUUGGCUAGGCCUUGAAAACCUCUACAAUAUAAUGAAACAAGAAAGGUACACUCUGAGGAUAGAACUGAUGAAUUGGGCCGGUACUCACGCCUAUGCAUUCUAUGAUGUCGUUUCAAUGGGCCCGGAAUCGACCAAUUAUACAUUGACGGUCGGACGUUACCAUGGUGAUGCAGGGGAUGCAUUUAGUACUCAUAGUGGCAUGCAAUUUUCAACAUAUGACCAUGACAAUGACCGUUGGACAGGAAAUUGUGCCCGGGACUACACAGGUGCAUGGUGGUAUACAAGUUGCCAUAAUAGCAACCUGAAUGGUCAAUACUUACGCGGGAGAACAACGCAGUACGCGAAAGGUAUCGUAUGGCAGCAGUUCAUGGGAUACAAUUACUCAUUGAAAGAAGCGUCCAUGAUGAUCAAGAAGAUUUAGUUAAUCCAUUUAUCGGGUGAUUAACAGAUUACAAAUUAUAAAGAAAAUAAUGAAGGGGAUAAAAUGUAAUUGUCAUAGGUAAAAAAACUAUCAAUUUAAGUGUUCAUUCUAAUAUAAAAGGAAAACAAAAUCACCCUUAACAGUACAUUAACGGACUAAUUAUAUUUUUAAUUGUUGAAGGAAAGUGCAAUGCAAUGCUUUUUUUCAGAUUGAAUUACUUGGAUAUUGGCCUAAAUAAGUUAAUUUAGCACUGGUGCUAUGCUAAUUAACUUAACUCGGUUAAAAACAAAUUGUUACAAGCUAAAGUAAUUUCAUCAGUUUUUAUCAUCAGGUAGCCUUUAAAAAAUGUUUUAAGCGCACUGAGAAUUUGGAAAUGUACUGCAUCAAGUCCCCUACAUUACAAUUUAUUGAAUUAGAUCCGAUCCAAACUGAAGGGGGCGCCCUAGAGGUAGUAAAAAACAUGUUACUGUAUUUUAGGGCUCGUUUAAACUGUUAUAAAAUAAAUAAAAGUGUUGAUAAUCUUUUCAUCGUA
Anneissia japonica is the source of this 2238-nucleotide messenger RNA. RefSeq lists its product as uncharacterized. Bases 108 to 1706 code for a protein of 532 amino acids. The record is from RefSeq and is a predicted model, not a curated record. The transcript has 8 exons. NCBI's taxonomy places the organism in Eukaryota, Metazoa, Echinodermata, Crinoidea, Comatulida, Comatulidae.